Acanthosepion pharaonis is the source of this 576-nucleotide messenger RNA. The record is from the annotation of a GenBank genome assembly. NCBI's taxonomy places the organism in Eukaryota, Metazoa, Mollusca, Cephalopoda, Sepiida, Sepiidae.
AUGUUAUCCCCCUCCUUCAUUCCUUCAUUCCUUCCUUCCUUCCUUCUUUCCUUCCUUCCUUCCUUCCUUCCUUCCUUCCUUCCUUCCUUCCUUCCUUCUCAUUCAUUUUUUUACCUUCCAUGCUUCUUAACUUCUUUCCUUCCUUUCAUGCUUCUUUCUUUCUUUAAUUCGUUCUAUACCACAUUCCCUCCGACUUUCCUUGUAUUCUUGCUUUCUUCUUUUCUUGCCUUUCAUUCCCUCUUUAAUUCUUUUCUUUCUUACAUUAUUAUUUAUCUCCUUCUUUACUUACUUCUUUCAUUCCUUCCAUGCAAAAUUUCCUCCUUCCUAUUUUCCUUGCAUUCUUUCUUUCUUUCUUUCUUUCUUUAUUGCCGCCUUCUUUCACUUUUUCUUGUUCUUCUCUUUCUUUCUUUCUUUCUUUCUUUCUUUCUUUCUUUCUUUCUUUUCCAUGUGUAUUUCUCUUUUUUCUUCUUUACUACAUUUCAUAUCUAUCCCUUUGAUUAUAAGCUACUGCCUCUUUGCAUAAGUCUCUUUCUUUUCUUUCUCUCAUGUCAUAUCCCAGUCUUACUUGAUCUCUAA